AUCCUUGUUCUCCCCUUCUGGUGCUGCAGGAACAGGUGUUGUUCCUCGCUCUUGCCGGCAGGUGUCGCCAUUUAGCUGCUUCCUUCACCGCAGGUUCUAUGAUUUACUAUGGCAAAUGAUCAUUCCGUCGCCUCUAAUCACAGUGAAUGAUUAUUAAUUAGCCAGCUGAGGCUUGUAGACAUUGAAAUGGCUUGAGGAUUAAAUACCAAGUAGUUAAACUACCAGCCGAGUGGAUGAUCGCCGGGCUGGGAUGUGAAGUAACGGCGGAGGCAGCAUCGACACUUGUGACUUUUUUUCUGGGAACGAUUCAGUCCAUCCGGUGAGUGAAGCUAUAACCGAUCACUGGAUUAAUAACUAGUCAAUGAACCCGCCAGGAGCAGUUUCGUCACAGCAAAGCGACACAGAACAAUGAAGCGCCAUGUCCAGAGCAGCCGCCCCCCGCAGGAGAUCACGGUGCUGGUGUCACCAGCCUCAGCUGCCUCUUAAACAUUAUCACCAGUGUAUAAACGGGCCUGUCUACUGUCAGGGCUCUGGUGGAGCAGACGUGAGGAGAGAGGCCAGCUGGAAGUCAUGGAGGAGGAGGUGAGCGUGGAGUAUUUACUGGAGCAGGUGAUGCACAACGACGCGGGGAAGAGGCUCCAGGUGGGCCAGGAGGUCACAGAGCUCAUCCUGGACGGGGAGAAGUCCCCCGAGCUGGAGCAGGACCAGGCCACGCUGGACAGGAUGGUGGAGGCGGUGGCCGGCUCCUGGGUCAACUCCAGCAACUUCAAGUUCCCUCAGUGUGUUCCCACCAUCUCCAGUCACCUGAUCCCUUCAUCCAGCAAGUAGAGGAAAUAGUUUGGGUGUUGAAGACGUCAGUUGAUGGAUUAUUAGUCGUCAGGUUUCUCAGCGUGUCAGAGUCGGAGCAGGAAGCUGCUGCAGGUUAAAUAUUAAAGAUAAUAAAGUCAUAUAAAGGUGCAGCAGCUGAUGUUUGAGCGGAGCUGCAGGUUCAGACUGGUUCAUAAGUGUUUCACUCUGACAGCAGCCUGCACACACAGAGGACUGGUGAAGGACAACAAGCAGAGGAUUUCAGCUCAUGGUUUUCUUCACAGACCUGGUCCAGACCCCAGAGAGAGUGAAGAAUCUGAGUAGAAAGUGUGUGUGAGCUGAUGUGGAUGUGAACUCAGCAGCAUGGAUCAGUGUGAGGACAGAGAGGAGGGAGCCCCUCCCUCUAAAACCACUCUGUGUGGGGAACAUGAGAGAAAGACCAGAGCUCAGAGAGACACACCACACUCUGCUGGACCUGGACCUGGACCUGGACCUGGACCUGGACCUGGAUCCAGCUGUGUGUCCAUGAAGAGCAACCGGUCCAUGGAUCUUCCUGUUCAUUUGAAACAAUCUGUUGAUGGAAGGAUCCAGCAGCAGAGACCAGACUCUCCUGAACCCAGCUGUCUGUCUUUAAAGAGCGACGGGUCUGUGGGCAGGAUCAUUGACUUUAAAGGGCGACGUCCAUCAGCUGAUCAGAUAGUGGACCAGGAGAGCUCAGAGGUUCCCAGGUCUCAGUCUGCCCAGCAGCAUCAAACACAGCUGGACUCCAUAUUUAUGCUGCUGGAGGAGAACAUGGUCACUUUUGUGAAGAACGAGCUGAAGAAGAUGCACAAGCUUCUGAGUCCAGAUUACCCAGAAUGCUCAGGGAGUCAGAGGGAGGAUGAGGAGGUGUUGGACGGUGAGGAUGAAGAGCAGAAGAGCAGCAGAGAGGCAUUUGUGAAGAUCACAGUGAACUUCCUGAGGAGAAUGAAGCAGGAGGAGCUGGCUGACUGUCUGCAGAGCAAAUCUCCUGCUACGUGCCGACCAAGACUCAAAUCUAACCUGAAGAAGAAGUUCCAGUUUGUGUUUGAGGGGAUCUCUAAAACAGGAAACCCGACCCUUCUGAAGCAGAUCUACACAGAGCUCUACAUCACAGAGGGAGGGACUGGAGAGGUCAUUGAUGAACAUGAGGUCAGACAGAUUGAAACAGCAUCCAGGAAACCAGUCAGACCAGAAACAACCAUCAGACAAGAAGACAUCUUUAAAGCUUCACCUGGAAGAGACGGACCAAUCAGAACAGUGAUGACAAAGGGAGUGGCUGGCAUUGGGAAAACAGUCUUAACACAGAAGUUCACUCUGGACUGGGCCGAAGACAAAGCCAACCAGGACAUACAGUUCACAUUUCCAUUCACCUUCAGAGAGCUGAAUUUGCUGAAAGAGAGAAAGUUCAGCUUGGUGGAACUUGUUCAUCACUUCUUUACUGAAACCAAAGAAGCAGGAAUCUGCAGGUUCGAUCGGUUCCAGGUCGUGUUCAUCUUUGACGGUCUGGACGAGUAUCGACUUCCUCUGGACUUCCACAACACUGAGAUCCUGACCGAUGUUACAGAGUCCACCUCAGUGGACGUGCUGCUGACAAACCUCAUCAGGGGGAAACUGCUUCCCUCUGCUCGCCUCUGGAUAACCACACGACCUGCAGCAGCCAAUCAGAUCCCUCCUGAGUGUGUUGACGUGGUGACAGAGGUCAGAGGGUUCACUGACCCACAGAAGGAGGAGUACUUCAGGAAGAGGUUCAGAGAAGAGGAGCAGGCCAGCAGCAUCAUCUCCCACAUCAAGACAUCACGAAGCCUCCACAUCAUGUGCCACAUCCCAGUCUUCUGCUGGAUCACUGCUACAGUUCUGAAGGAGCUGUUGAAAACCAGAAGGAGAGGAGGGCUGCCCAAGACGCUGACGGAGAUGUACAUCCACUUCCUGGUGGUUCAGUCCAAACUGAAGAACAUCAAGUAUGAUGGAGGAUCUGAGACGGAUCCACACUGGAGUCCAGAGAGCAGGAAGAUGAUUGAGUCUCUGGGAAAACUGGCUUUUGAGCAGCUGCAGAAAGGAAACCUGAUCUUCUAUGAAUCAGACCUGACAGAGUGUGGCAUCGAUGUCAGAGCAGCCUCAGUGUACUCAGGAGUGUUCACACAGAUCUUUAAAGAGGAGAGAGGCCUGUACCAGGACAAGGUGUUCUGCUUCGUCCAUCUGAGUGUUCAGGAGUUUCUGGCUGCUCUUCAUGUCCAUCUGACCUUCAUCAGGUCUGGACUCAAUCUGAUGUCAGAAGAACAAUCAACCUCCAAGAAGUCUGAACCAAGACGAGACGAAUCUACAGAGACACUCUUCUACCAGAGAGCUGUGGACGAGGCCUUACAGAGUCCAAACGGACACCUGGACUUGUUCCUCCGCUUCCUCCUGGGUCUUUCACUGCAGACCAAUCAGACUCUCCUACGAGGUCUGAUGUCACAGACAGGAAGUGACUCACAGACCAAUCAGGAAACAGUCCAGUACAUCAAGAAGAAGAUCGAAGAGACUCCCUCUGCAGAGAAAAGCAUCAACCUGUUCCACUGUCUGAAUGAACUGAAUGAUCGUUCUCUAGUGGAGCAGAUCCAACAGUCCCUGAGAUCAGGACGUCUCUCCACAGAUAAACUGUCUCCUGCUCAAUGGUCAGCUCUGGUCUUCAUCUUACUGUCCUCAGAAGAACAUCUGGACGUGUUUGACCUGAAGAAAUACUCUGCUUCAGAGGAGGCUCUUCUGAAGCUGCUGCCAGUGGUCAAAGCCUCUAAAACAGCUGUACUGAGUGACUGUAACCUCUCAGAGAGAAGCUGUGAAGCUCUGGCCUCAGUCCUCAGCUCCCAGUCCUCUAGUCUGAGACACCUGGACCUGAGUAACAACGACCUGCAGGACUCGGGAGUGAAGCUGUUGUCUGCUGGACUGGAGAGUCCACUCUGUUCACUGAAGACUCUCAGUCUGUCAGGAUGUCUGGUCACAGAGGAAGGCUGUGCUUCUCUGGCCUCAGCUCUGAGCUCCAACCCCUCCCACCUGAGAGAGCUGGACCUGAGCUACAAUCAUCCAGGAGCCUCAGGACUGAAGCUUCUGUCUGCUGGACUGGAGGAUCCAGACUGGAGACUGGACACUCUCAGGGCGGAGCCUGGUGGAGUCCGAUGGUUGACACCAGGUCUGAGGAAGUAUUCCUGUGAACUCACAAUCGACACAAACACAGUGAACAGACGGAUCAAACUGUCUGACAACAACAGGGAGAUGACACGUGUGGAGGAGGAUCAGUCAUAUCCUGAUCAUCCAGACAGAUUUGACUACUGGCCUCAGCUGCUGUGUUCAACUGGUCUGACUGGUCGCUGUUACUGGGAGGUCGAGUGGAGAGGAAGGGUUUUUAUAUCAGUGAGUUACAGAGGAAUCAGAAGGAAAGGAAACAGUAACGUUUCUGUGUUUGGAAGGAACGAUCAGUCCUGGAGUCUGAACUGCUCUGAUGAUCAUUUCACUGUCUGUCACAAUGACAGAGAAACAUAUAUCUCCCCCUCCUCCUCCGUCUCUCACAGAGUAGCAGUGUAUGUGGACUGUCCUGGUGGCUCUCUGUCCUUCUACAGAGUCUCCUCUAACAAACUGAUCCACCUCCACACCUUCAACACCACCUUCACUGAACCUCUGUAUCCUGGGUUUAGGUUUAGGUUCUGGUCCAAGUCUGGUUCCUCAGUGUCUCUGUGUUGAAUGUAGCAGAGAGAGAAACGUUCUCACUGUUGAACAGAUAGUUGAGUCUCUACAUGUCUGUCUCUUUCACUCACACACUAGUUUUCAGAUUCAUGUAUUAAUAAAUUAAGUUUUUGAUGAUUUAUCUAUCUAUCUAUCUUCUUGUCUUUUCACAAUAAAAGCAUCACUGAUAAUCUUUGUGUUUUGUCUGAAUCUGAGGACGACUGAGUCGAUUCAGUUCAAACUAAAACACUGUUACAGUUUGUUGGAAAAUUCUGAGAAAAGACAAAGACAGUCAAUGAAUGUUGUUGAGGCUCUCAGUGUUGAAGGUUUACAUUCAGAGAAAAGACUGAAAGGUCCUAAAAGAAGAGGUCUACAUUAACCUGCUUGAUCCUGAUCUUGUCAGAAAGUCCAACACUCAGAGGAAAGAAUGACAAGCUUCUAGAAAUGAUGUCUCCAGUCCCUCUGACCUAAUGUCUCACAGUGUUAGAGGACUCUUCAGGUGUUUUACAGUCAUGGUUUUGAUCCUCAGGUGAAGUGUGAAAUCCAACACCAAAAGUGAAGUAAAACU
Seriola aureovittata is the source of this 5092-nucleotide messenger RNA. RefSeq names its product protein NLRC3-like. The coding region runs from base 1171 to 4542 and encodes 1123 amino acids. The record is from RefSeq and is a predicted model, not a curated record. Lineage: Eukaryota; Metazoa; Chordata; Actinopteri; Carangiformes; Carangidae. The transcript has 13 exons. Gene Ontology annotation, molecular function: protein binding.